AUGGACAGCGCGCUGUACCACUCAGCGGGAAUAUUCGGCGCCCCUUCGGCUUCGACGGGAGGAAGCAUGAUCGCGAGCUCCAAACCUCUCGCUUUUUCGAUCGAAAGGAUUAUGGCCAGGACGCCCGAACCAAAGUCGAUACCGUUCCCGAACUUGUUCCACGCUCCCGUGGGGAAAGCGGAACCCAAGCAGUCUCCCGCCCCGCUGCAUUGCAUGAUCCCCCUCAUGCCGCUCGCCUGCGAGCCGCCUCAUAAACUUCACGUCAAUGGAUUAGACCACUCUGACGCUGUUUCCUACAACGCGAAUGAGCUGCUAAGCAUCGGGUUGAAUUACAAGAACGAGCAGCAAGACGCGACCCCGGCCAUCGGACAGUACAAACUCUUCCGGCCGCGCGUGGUCAACCAGUCGUCGUUCCACGCCAUGGGCGCCGCCGUCUGUUACCUGAACUGCGGGGAAAGCGCCUGUCCGCCUCACGCGGGUCUGGUGAACCUGCACCCCAUGGCGUCGUAUUUCCUCAACACGCCGCUGCACGCGCGCCAGAAGAGCCUGUUUUCCUCGGAGAAGUGCAAACCGGGCGCAGCUGCGGACAGGUGUCCCCCUCCCGGCGUGUCUUUUAAGGAGCUUUCUCACUCUCACCUGCACCAUUACAUGAAGGAGAGCGCGCACAUCUUGUCGGAGAAGUUGUUCAAGAACUCCGCGGCCAAAUUAAACAGCGGCUUUCCUCAAACCAAACCAAAGGUGUUCACCUGUGAAGUUUGUGGCAAGGUGUUCAACGCGCACUAUAAUUUAACGCGUCACAUGCCGGUUCACACGGGCGCCAGACCGUUCGUCUGCAAAGUGUGCGGCAAAGGAUUCAGACAAGCGAGCACUCUGUGUCGCCAUAAAAUAAUCCACACUCAGGAAAAACCGCAUAAAUGCAACCAAUGUGGCAAAGCUUUCAACCGAAGUUCAACUCUCAACACUCAUACACGAAUUCACGCGGGAUACAAACCCUUCAUCUGUGAAUUCUGCGGCAAAGGAUUUCAUCAGAAAGGAAACUACAAGAACCACAAACUGACCCACAGCGGAGAAAAACAGUUCAAGUGCAAUAUCUGCAACAAAGCUUUCCACCAGGUGUACAACCUCACAUUUCACAUGCACACGCACAACGACAAGAAGCCUUUCACCUGUCCGACAUGCGGCAAGGGUUUCUGCAGGAACUUUGAUCUUAAGAAACACAUUAGGAAACUGCACGACAGUUCCCCAGGACCCCGCUCUCCAUCGACCCCCACUGCGAACCUGCAGUGA
Messenger RNA from Sinocyclocheilus rhinocerous, 1287 nucleotides. It is a transcript of the gene fezf1, whose product is annotated as FEZ family zinc finger 1. Lineage: Eukaryota; Metazoa; Chordata; Actinopteri; Cypriniformes; Cyprinidae. Gene Ontology annotation, cellular component: nucleus. The transcript has 4 exons. The record is from RefSeq and is a predicted model, not a curated record. Gene Ontology annotation, biological process: regulation of transcription by RNA polymerase II. Gene Ontology annotation, molecular function: DNA-binding transcription factor activity, RNA polymerase II-specific. The coding region runs from base 1 to 1287 and encodes 428 amino acids.